Messenger RNA from Aureobasidium musti, 333 nucleotides. The record is from the annotation of a GenBank genome assembly. NCBI's taxonomy places the organism in Eukaryota, Fungi, Ascomycota, Dothideomycetes, Dothideales, Saccotheciaceae.
AUGGCUCAGUCGACACAAAUCUCCGUCUCUGAACCGGCCGUCGAGAACGCCAUGCCACACUCUCCAGUGCUCGCAGCCAAACGAUCACACGACCACAUCGAACCCAUCGCAGAAGCCGCGCCCGCGCUAAAGAAAGUCAAGACAAACGACAACACGCUCGAAGCCAAUGGACUUGAGGAUACGCAGAUGAAGGAUGUUCAAGAGGUGGAGAGCAUGAAGGAUGUGCAAGAGACAGAACUCAACGCUGCAUUGGCUGUGCUGGACGAUGGAGUCAAAGAGUCUGAUGCUGCCAGUGGAAGGAGCGCGUGGUGUAUGGCGCUGGGAGAGCUUUGA